Molecule: messenger RNA, 1002 nt
Organism: Candidozyma duobushaemuli
Lineage: Eukaryota; Fungi; Ascomycota; Pichiomycetes; Serinales; Metschnikowiaceae
Gene: PHO23
Product: Pho23p
Exons: 1
Coding region: 1-1002 (333 amino acids)
Biological process (GO): regulation of DNA-templated transcription
Cellular component (GO): nucleus; Rpd3L-Expanded complex; Rpd3L complex
Source: RefSeq, a predicted model, not a curated record
AUGCACCACGAUCUUCCGGCCAGACAAAAGUCACAGAGACUAGUGAACAAGGCCAAGGCCGAGCAGGGUGCAGGAAAGUACUUCAACCUGUUCAAGCAGAAACCACGCAACAUCACAAACGCCAAUGAGCUUCUCCCAGGAUUGAACGAUAUCCUGGACGCUUUGGAAGCCAUGCCCAUGGAUUUGGUCAAGUACAUGACCUUGCUCAAGGAGAUCGACGCCAAGUGCAUUAACUCGAUUCCGGCCAUCAACAGACAAGUCGCCAGCUACAUUGAAGAUCUCCACAAGGACGGAGCUCAGGAUGGUCUUAGUAGAGAAGACAAGACACAACGGCUCGGACGGAUCCGCAAGCGGGUCUUCGAGGUCAUUCCGUGUUUGGAAGAGAAGAUGCAUGUGACCUCGGUGGCCGCCGACGUGAUGGCCAAGCACAUGUACAGAAUCAACAACGACUACAAGGUGAUCAUUGGCAACAACGAGAUCCCCGAGCUGGUGAGGCUAGGGCCAUUGAACCACAGGGCUAUGGUUCAGGAUCCCGCCGCGGCCGCCGAAGCAGCCAAACUGGCCCAAUCGCAGCGUCUGGAGUCUCGUAGAGAGGCUCUUGCAGCCAGAAAAGCAAAUAAGGACGACGAUGAAGAUAACGGCAAGAGACGCAGAGGCAAUGGUCGCGAGACGACGCCCUUGGAGUCUGUUUCUGUCAACGGUAACGGCGUGGGGUCCAAAAAGCGCAGAGCGCAGGACGAUAAGAGUCUGGUACCUCCAGAGAAGAAGAGAGCAGGAAACAAGCCUAGACGAGGCGACGACGAGGGCCUGGGUCCUUCGGGCGAGCCUACCUACUGCUACUGUGACCAGGUUUCGUUUGGCGAGAUGGUGGGUUGCGACGGAGAGACCUGUAAGAGAGAAUGGUUCCACUUGCCGUGUAUUGGAUUCAAGAACCCACCCAAGGGUAAGUGGUAUUGUGACGAGUGUUUGGCGAAGAUGAAGCGGAAGCCACAGAGGGCAUGA